This is a messenger RNA of Schizosaccharomyces octosporus yFS286, 1719 nucleotides long. RefSeq names its product glucan 1,3-beta-glucosidase Exg2. The record is from RefSeq and is a predicted model, not a curated record. The coding region runs from base 1 to 1719 and encodes 572 amino acids. Gene Ontology annotation, molecular function: beta-glucosidase activity. The transcript has a single exon. Lineage: Eukaryota; Fungi; Ascomycota; Schizosaccharomycetes; Schizosaccharomycetales; Schizosaccharomycetaceae. Gene Ontology annotation, cellular component: extracellular region; cell surface. Gene Ontology annotation, biological process: glucan catabolic process.
AUGGACGAUGUAAUGAAUACCGAAUCGGUUGAAUCUCUUAAGAAUCCAGAUAAUGAUUUCGGUGUACUCCGACCAAGUAAAUAUUAUUCAAGAAAGACUAUCAUUAUAAUUGCGACCAUGGUCUGCUUUUUGUCAGUUACUGUUUGUCUGGUAGUCUUCUUGCCUAUAAUCUUCUGCUUUAUUAUCCCGACUGCUAGGCUUCAAGGUGAACACUUGGCUUUAAAAAAGAAUGUUUCGUCACCCAUUUCAGUUGCAAACAAUGAAAAUUAUAAUCCAAUUGACACAGUUGACAAGAUUGUCCCGAUUCCGGAAUACGCAAGGCGUACGUUGUUAGAUCCUGCAACUUGGUUAGACAAAACGGACUUUAAUACUACGUUUACGGACGUAAUGGUUGGAAACCUUAGUAUUAUGGGGCUUUGUGAUGCUUAUGAUGAUACGGUUCAAGCAAAUCCUUCAGUUCCUCCUUUAAAUAAACCUUUUCCUUAUGGAGAAGUCCCAAUACGUGGCGUUAAUCUCGGAGGUUGGCUUUCUAUAGAGCCAUUCAUCACUCCUUCUUAUUUUAGAAUCAAUAAUGGAAGUCAAUAUUUAUUACACGACGAGUUGAGUUUACAUAACUAUCUUCAAGAAAAUGCAUCAAGAAUAAUAGAAGAACACUACAGUACUUUUGUAACGAAAAGGACGUUUGAGGAAGUUCGUGAAGCGGGACUAGAUCAUGUACGAAUUACUUUUCCCUACUGGAUUUUGCACAAGGAUUUAAACGCAACCAAUGUUUCCGGUAUCGGUUGGCGUUAUUUGUUGCGAGCCAUUGAAUGGGCUCGUUCCCAGGGAUUACGUGUCAACUUGGAUCUUCAUGCAGCACCAGGGAACCAGAAUUCUUGGAAUCACGGUGGUUACUUGAAUCAGCUUAAUUGGCUUGUUGGACCCGAAGGAAAUGAAAACGCUGAUCGUACUUUAAAAAUUCAUGAACAACUAUCCACUUUUUUUUCCCAGGAGAGAUACAAAAAUGUUGUUACUAUUUAUGGACUAUUAAAUGAACCCAACUCUUUUCUUAUUGAUCCUCAGCUAAUAAAUAGUUGGCAUAAAAAGGCAUACAAAAUUGUCAGAUCUGCUAUUCCAGGUGCUAUAAUAUCAAUAAGCGACGGUUUCCGAGGACCAGGAGACUGGGACAAAGAGUAUGACCCUUUUCACUUUCCAAACGUGCUCAUUGAUGCACAUAGAUACACUAUAUUCAAUGACUUUCUGAUAGCCUUACCUUAUGAAGAUAAAUUCAACAUUGUUUGUAAUUCAUGGAAAGAGGAAGUGGAACAGAAGGCAAAGCUUCCAACAAUUGUUGGCGAAUGGAGUUUGGCUGACACUGAUUGUGCAGAAUUUCUAAAUAACGUGGGUGAAGGCGCCAGAUGGGAUGGAACAUUUUCACCUAACGGAAAUGUUGAAUGCUGUCCUUCUCGAAAAGAUUGCACUUGUUCUACUGCAAAUGCUGACCCUGGUAGCUACACAGCAGAGUAUCGUAAAGUUCUUUACAACUUUGCUUCUGCACAAAUUGAAACUUUUGACAAGACUUGGGGCUGGUUUUAUUGGAAUUGGGAUACAGAGGAUGCCACGCAAUGGAGUUAUAAGAAGUCUCGAGCUGCUGGUUUGUUGCCCGAGUUGGCCUACAAAACUGAUCGAGCAUUUAAUUGCAGCAUGCUGGAGACUUCUUUCAUGUCUAGGCUGGACUGA